Strongylus vulgaris is the source of this 282-nucleotide messenger RNA. Lineage: Eukaryota; Metazoa; Nematoda; Chromadorea; Rhabditida; Strongylidae. The record is from the annotation of a GenBank genome assembly.
AUGUUGCAGCGCUGGUUAGACUAUCAAAUGCGAUGGGAUCCUAGAAUGUACGGAGGUAUAGAAACGAUUCGAGUUCCUCCAGACAAAGUUUGGUUGCCCGACAUCGUACUUUUCAACAAUGCUGAUGGGAAUUACCUUGUCUCGUUCUACUCCAAUGUAGUCGUCGAACACACUGGAGAAAUGCUAUGGGUCCCACCAGCCGUAUAUAAGUCCAGUUGCAUAAUUGACGUAGAAUACUUUCCCUUUGAUGGUGGGUGGAAUUAUAUUCAGAUAGAUAUAUGA